Messenger RNA from Paramecium pentaurelia, 2566 nucleotides. The record is from the annotation of a GenBank genome assembly. Lineage: Eukaryota; Ciliophora; Oligohymenophorea; Peniculida; Parameciidae.
AUGACUUAGUAAUCAAAUCUAAAGUUAAAAUGUUAACAAGAUGAUCAUAAGGAUGAAAUAGACACAGUUUAAUACAACUAAUAUUGCACAGAAUUUAGAUUGAAUUGUUUUAAAUAUAUUAAAAAAGGAAGAAUCCAUCAAAGAUCAUUUUGAUGAUGUUGAAAAAAUUAACAAUUUGAUGGAUUUUAUUGAAAGUAAAAAUAAUGAAUGUGAUAAUUUGAUUAAUGAUCUUAAUACAUUUGUAGAAAAUAUGAAUCAAUCAUUUUCAAAAAUAAAAAUUGGAAUCAGAUAUAAAUAUUCAUUAUAGAAGGAAAGAUUAGUACAUUUGAAUUCAUUAUAAUUAAAUGAUUAUUUAAAUUCAACCAUCAAAUUAAUUGAAUACAAAUAAUCAAUCACAACAAUCAUUUCAAAAUAAACAAAAAAACUAACUCAUUCAUUUAAUAAUUUAUAUGAAUAAUUAUAAUUAUCAUAUUUUAAUUAUUAUGAGAUUCAUGAUAAUUUAAAAAAAUUAUCUAAUGAAUUAUAUGAAAAAGGUAAUCAUAUUAUAUUAAUCCUUAGGUUAUGAUUUAUAUUAGGGAGAUAAAUAUAAUGAGGCAAUAUAAAUAUUAGAUAAAUCAAUACAAUAAAAUCCUAUUAACCAUUAAUCCUUAUGGUAUAAAGGUGUAAUUAUAGAUAAUUAAUAGGUGCAUGUUUAAUCACAUAUUAUUAAUUAAAUCAAAUAAAAGAUGGUUAAAUAAAUAUGAGGAUGCUUUAUACUUAAUGGAUUAAGUUCUUUCCAUCAAUCCACAAAAUACAUUUUCUCUUUAAUGCAAAGGUAUAACGUAAUUGUAUUUUUAGGGGAUUGUUUAAGAGAUUAAUAAAAAUAUAAAGAAGCUCUAAUUUAUUUUGAGAAAUCAUUAAAGAUUGAUCCAAAUGAUCAAUAUUCAAUAAACUAAAUAGGCAUACUUAACUUAUUAAAUUAGAAUUUUGCUAGAAGAAAUUCAAUCAAUGAAUAUUCAAUAGAAACAAUUAAUUUUGAUAGAUAAUUUUUUAGUUCAGAAAUAAAUCUGGACAGACAAUGUCUCUCCAUUAUUUCAAGAAUUUCACUUAACAUUUCAAUUUAAUAUAUAUACACAAAUUUUAAUCUAAAUCUAGUUUUUCUUUAAUUUCCUAUUUAUUGUAUUUUUACCUCGCUUUUAGUGUUAUAAAAACAUUUCUAAGUAAAAAAAAACUUAUUUUUUCAAAGUUUAAGAUAAUGUAAUAUUCUUGUAUUAUGAUAUGGCUUUCCAACUCUUCUAUUAUCCAAAGCAUUUCUAAACUAAUUAUGGAACAAAUAUUGUUGAUAUUUUGGAAUGUAUUACGUUAAUAAUAAGAGAAUUAAUAUUUUCUUAUUAUCUUAGUUAGUUUUAACUUUAAAUGAUACUAUUGCCAACUUUAUUUUUCGGCAUUUCUAAGAGUACUCCCCUACNAACUAAUAUUGCACAGAAUUUAGAUUGAAUUGUUUUAAAUAUAUUAAAAAAGGAAGAAUCCAUCAAAGAUCAUUUUGAUGAUGUUGAAAAAAUUAACAAUUUGAUGGAUUUUAUUGAAAGUAAAAAUAAUGAAUGUGAUAAUUUGAUUAAUGAUCUUAAUACAUUUGUAGAAAAUAUGAAUCAAUCAUUUUCAAAAAUAAAAAUUGGAAUCAGAUAUAAAUAUUCAUUAUAGAAGGAAAGAUUAGUACAUUUGAAUUCAUUAUAAUUAAAUGAUUAUUUAAAUUCAACCAUCAAAUUAAUUGAAUACAAAUAAUCAAUCACAACAAUCAUUUCAAAAUAAACAAAAAAACUAACUCAUUCAUUUAAUAAUUUAUAUGAAUAAUUAUAAUUAUCAUAUUUUAAUUAUUAUGAGAUUCAUGAUAAUUUAAAAAAAUUAUCUAAUGAAUUAUAUGAAAAAGGUAAUCAUAUUAUAUUAAUCCUUAGGUUAUGAUUUAUAUUAGGGAGAUAAAUAUAAUGAGGCAAUAUAAAUAUUAGAUAAAUCAAUACAAUAAAAUCCUAUUAACCAUUAAUCCUUAUGGUAUAAAGGUGUAAUUAUAGAUAAUUAAUAGGUGCAUGUUUAAUCACAUAUUAUUAAUUAAAUCAAAUAAAAGAUGGUUAAAUAAAUAUGAGGAUGCUUUAUACUUAAUGGAUUAAGUUCUUUCCAUCAAUCCACAAAAUACAUUUUCUCUUUAAUGCAAAGGUAUAACGUAAUUGUAUUUUUAGGGGAUUGUUUAAGAGAUUAAUAAAAAUAUAAAGAAGCUCUAAUUUAUUUUGAGAAAUCAUUAAAGAUUGAUCCAAAUGAUCAAUAUUCAAUAAACUAAAUAGGCAUACUUAACUUAUUAAAUUAGAAUUUUGCUAGAAGAAAUUCAAUCAAUGAAUAUUCAAUAGAAACAAUUAAUUAUAUCAUUAUAUAUUUUGCUUAUAAUUUUCUAUUCUAUAAAAAGGAAUGGUAUACUAAUGUGAAAAUUUUUAAUGAUACAAAGAUCGACAACAUCAAUAAAACACAAUUAUUAUUUCUUGAAUUAAUUUCUUUAAGCUAAGAUCAUAAUUUUUUACUAAAUUAAUGUAUUUAAGAUUGA